Molecule: messenger RNA, 1513 nt
Organism: Colossoma macropomum (tambaqui)
Lineage: Eukaryota; Metazoa; Chordata; Actinopteri; Characiformes; Serrasalmidae
Product: pancreatic triacylglycerol lipase-like
Exons: 13
Coding region: 52-1461 (469 amino acids)
Biological process (GO): lipid metabolic process
Molecular function (GO): triacylglycerol lipase activity; protein binding
Source: RefSeq, a predicted model, not a curated record
AUCACAUAUAUAAGGAGCUGCAGAACAUUUUAGGCUGUUGUCAUUAUCGAAAUGUGGCUGUUUUGGAUUGGAGGACUUUUGAGUUGCCUUGUAGGGGCUGCGUAUGGUGGUGAGGUGUGCUAUGGAGAACUUGGCUGCUUCUCUGAUGAUUAUCCAUGGAGCGGCAGUAUUGAGAGGCCCAUUGCCCGCUUACCAUGGAGCCCUGACGCGAUCAACACUGGGUUUUUCCUCUUUACACAAGAGAAUCCUAAUAACUACCAGGUAAUCAGCGCAAACAGAGAUUCCAUUGCUGGAUCCAAUUAUAAAUCAUAUAGAAAGACUCGUUUCAUAAUCCAUGGAUUCAUUGACAAAGGAGAUGAGAACUGGCUCCUGGACAUGUGUCAGGUUAUGCUGACUGUUGAGGACAUAAACUGUAUCUGUGUGGACUGGAAAUCCGGCUCAAGGACACUCUACACACAGGCCGCCAAUAACAUUCGAGUGGUUGGAGCUCAGGUGGCUCAAAUGAUUGCUAUUUUUAGGGACAGUUUCCAGCAGAGUCCUGCCAAUGUCCAUGUCAUUGGGCACAGCCUGGGUGCACACUGUGCUGGAGAGGCCGGCCGAAGGACUCCAGGGCUGGGCAGAGUUACAGGUUUGGACCCUGCUGAGCCCUACUUCCAGGGCUGUCCUGCUCUAGUACGACUGGACCCCACUGAUGCCUCAUUUGUUGAUGCCAUUCACACAGAUGGCCUUCCUAUUGUCCCUUAUCUUGGCUUUGGAAUGUCUGACCCUGUUGGACACAUUGACUUUUUUCCAAAUGGAGGAGAGGAGAUGCCUGGCUGUGACAAGAACAUAAUCUCACAAAUUGUGGACCUUGAUGGCAUCUGGGAAGGUACCCGCGACUUUGUGGCCUGCAACCAUCUGAGAUCCUACAAGUAUUACAGUGACUCCAUAGAGACCCCCGCAGGAUUUCUGGGAUACCCCUGCUCUAACUACGCACAGUUUGAGUCUGGACAGUGCUUCCCUUGUGCUGACGGUGCGUGCGCUACCAUGGGUCACUUUGCCGACACGUUCAAUGUACCCAAUGGAGCGGAAAAUUUGAAGUUCUAUCUGAACACAGCCGAUAGUCGCCCCUUUGCACGUUAUCGCUACAAAGUGUCCGUAACUAUCGAUGGCUCUCGAAGCAAUGUAGGCUACUUCAAUGUGGCUCUGUAUAGUGCCACUGAAAAUACUCGCCAGUAUCAGAUUUACAGUGGCACACUGACUCCUGGGAAGACCUACGAGCUCCUGAUCGACGUGGAAAAGGAUGUGGGUGAUCUGAGCUAUGUGAAGUUUUUGUGGAACAACAACAUUAUCAACCCACUGCUGCCAACCUUUGGUGCCACUCAGAUUACAGUGCAGAGAGGAAGGGACCGGAGAGUGUUCAAUUUCUGUGGAAAGGAUCAGGUGCGGGAGAACGUCCUCCAGACACUGACUGCCUGCUAAUGAAGAUAAAGUUAGAUUAGAUUAAUCAUCUUAAUAAAAGCAUUAACACUAA